Anolis sagrei ordinatus is the source of this 5865-nucleotide messenger RNA. It is a transcript of the gene ZNF408, whose product is annotated as zinc finger protein 408. NCBI's taxonomy places the organism in Eukaryota, Metazoa, Chordata, Lepidosauria, Squamata, Anolidae. The record is from RefSeq and is a predicted model, not a curated record.
CCUUUCGACAACAGGAGAGUGAGAGAGAGUGGCGAGGGGAAGGAAAUAGGUCCGGGCGGAAACCAGGGCUGCCUGAGCUCAAGGUUCCGCCAUGGAGGAGCAGAUUCCUCAGCGGAAGGACGCGAGGAGCGACGAGGCCUGCUGCUGGUGCUUCUGCGGCCUAGUGCGGCGCCUUCCGCGGGGCCUGGCCUUGGGCCCGUCGCUCUCCGCCGAAAGGGGCGCCGGGGUCUGGUGCGUCGGCCGCGCCCUUCAGCCGGGGGAGACGCUGCUGCUGCUGCUGCGGAAGGAGGAGGAAGGGCCUCGGGAGUCGUUCCCUUCAAGCUGCUGGAAAGACUGUUCCCUUUGCAGCAGAAAAUCAAACUGGAGGAGCCUGGUGAAGCAAAGUCAGGAUAAAGAAGGGGCAAAUGUGACAUUAGUAUGGAUUGGUGAGGAGCUCCAUAUCCAUGUAAGCCGCCCUAUUGAUGCUGGCACUGAAUUGUUGUAUUGGUUAGAAGAGCCCAAGGCCAAUCCUGUUUGCUUGGAAACAAAAACACUGGUGGCUGCAUCAGAUGGAGGACUUCUCAUAGAGGGAAAAAAGCUACAAGAGCAAAUAACAGCAGCAGUGACCAAGACCACAAAUGGAGAGGCUGUGAUGCAACGAGGAGAUGCAUCCCUGAUUGGGAAUGACGUAGAUUCCAUUACAGGAGCUCCUGAUACACCCAAGGUUGUGGAGCAGACAGCAAGAUCCCCUAGGCUGGAAAAAAUGCUGUUGGAUAAACGGCUCCUUGGACUGGAUGAUGGUCACAAGAAAAGGAAUGAAAACUGGGCCCUGCAAUGUGUGCAGAAGGAGACCAACCCACAAAGUGAAAAGAGCCAGCCUGUUCUGAGCUGCCCUGCAGAAGAGGUGGCAAAGGAAGAGGUGUUUGAGCCAGAUUCUCAGGCUGAUAACAUGACCUUGACAGAGUCAAAAUUGAGUACAGUUUAUUCACAGACACCCUUGUGCAAUGUAGUCUGCCUUGAUACUCAUUUAAUUGAGAAGCCUCAGAAGCUGAAAAGCCAGUCUAACACUGAAGAGCUUCCUGAUGCUGGGAGCAUGUCCACACCCAAAUACAAGGUAAGGAAGCAGGAGGAGAAUCCCAAACUGAAAGAACAGCUUCAUUGUGAAAUAAUUGCUUCUUCUCAGCUAAAGGGGACAGGCAGUAAGCGACGGCACCAGUGCGAAGAAUGUGGUAAAGCCUUCAUGCAGCUUUGCCACCUGAAGAAACAUCGUUUUAUACACACGGAUCAUAAACCAUUUCUGUGCACGGAGUGUGGCAAGAGCUACAGCUCAGAAGAAAGCUUCAAAGCCCAUAUAUUAGGCCACCGUGGGGUGCGGCCUUUCGCCUGUCCACAAUGCCAUAAGACCUAUGGCACUAAGCGCGACCUUCAAGAACACCAAGUCCUGCACACAGGCCUGCGCCCUUUUGCCUGCCCUGACUGUGGGAAGUCCUUUGCCCGCCGGCCCUCUCUCCGUAUCCAUCGUAAAACACACCAGACCAAAGAGCCCAGCCCUUCUGCCACAGCCACCUGCCAAUGUGUGAUAUGUGGACGGCACCUGGCCAAUCCUGGCUCGCUACGCAACCAUAUGCGGCUUCACACAGGUGAGCGACCCUAUGCUUGCCCCUACUGCCCCAAGUCUUUCCGCCAGCAAGGCAAUCUGCGGGGACAUCUCCGCUUGCAUACGGGGGAGCGUCCUUACCGUUGCCACUUCUGCGGAGAUGCCUUUCCACAGCGCCCUGAGCUACGCCGCCACCUGAUUUCCCACACAGGUGAGGCCCACCUCUGCACAGUAUGUGGAAAGGCACUGCGGGAUCCCCACACUUUAAGGGCUCAUGAGCGGCUGCACACAGGUGAGCGGCCUUUUCGCUGCCAUCUCUGUCCCAAAUCCUAUCCUCUUGCCACAAAGCUACGGCGGCAUCAGAAGACCCACCAUGGUGACAAGCCCCACCAGUGCAACAUUUGUAGUAUGGCCUAUGCCCUCCCUCAGAGCCUGCGGCGGCAUCAACUUGAACACAAGUGCAACCCUGGCAAGGAUCCAUCCCGAUCUGGUGGUAAGGGCUGUUGGGAGAGGCCAUCUUCGGAGCAGGCCUCUGUGCUGGUCCUGCACUCAGUAGACAUGGCAGUGCCCAGGCACAAAGCUGAAUUCCUUGUCAACAAGGACAUCAUGGAGAUUGCGCUUUCAGAUGCUGAGGAAGAAUGCAUCGUUGUGCAGGAGCAGAGCUCUUCUGGGGAUAUGUUCAUCAUUGAGGAGGGUGUUGGAUUUAGCACAGUGGCUGAGGUGAUUGAGGUCGAGGUGGGGACGUGAUUGCCAGUCUUGGUAUAGAUAACUUGAAAACAUGAUACAGAUGUUGGAAUGCAUUCAUUCUGUGCCUUUUAAGAGGCAUCAUGAGAGUCAAGAAAUGCAUAUUGGAUUGUUUAGAAUCAUAAAAUCAUAGCAUUGGAAGAGACCAUAAGGGCCGUCAGGUCCAACCCCCUACUAUGAAAGAAAACGCUUAACUUUUUUGUGGCAAAGACUGGCUGAUUAUGUUUGGCCAAAACUGAUUUAUUCCCAAAGACUGCAAGACUGAAUGACAGGGCUGUGUAAUAGGUCUGAGAUCCUUCUCAGAGGUUUCAAAUUCUGGACUGCUCUGGGUCUAUAGCAUAAGAUGUGGCAGAUCUUUACAAAAGCCACAUUGCACUGGUAAACCAUACAAACUUUAAGCACCUUGUGUGUUUUAUGUUAAUUGUGUCCCUCCAUGUAAAAUUACUGGUGUUUCAAUGCAAACAAAAUGUGCCAUGUCAUCAAAUUAUGUAUUUAAUUGCAUAUAUUGAAACAGUGAUGUGGAAACAUGACUACAUGGUGGCACUGAUUUGAUAGUUUCAAAGAUAGCAUGUGCAUUAUGCUUGAGAUCAUGGUGACUAUAGUACAAAAUGUUUAUUUUAAAAUCAACCAAUCAUUGGUAUUAGUACGAGAUCACUUCUUGCUCUGUUGUCUUACACUGAAACCAAAUGUUAUAGCCAACGUUUUACCACUAAUGACUAAGGGCCUUCCACAGAGCCCUAUAUAUCCCAGAAUAUCAAGGCAGAAAAUCCCAUAAUAUUUGCUUUGAACUGGGUUAUGUGAGUCCACACUCAGAUAAUGUGGGAUUUCCUGCCUUGAUAUUCUGGGAUAUAGGGCUGUGUGGAAAGGGCCCUAUAUCUUUCUAGCUCAUCCCCAGCUAAGGAUGGUUCAGGUUUUUCCCUCAUCAAAUAAGUCAAAAUAAGCAGAGAAGGGUUUUUUUUAGAAGUAACUGUUUUCCAUACAACCCCUACUUACAAGUAUACAGUAGAGUCUUGCUUAUCCAACAUAAAGGGGCCAGCAGAACAUUGGAUAAGUGAAAAUGUUGGAUAAUAAGGAGGGAUUAAGGAAAAGCCUAUGAAAUGUCAAAUUACGUUUUGAUUUUACAAAUUAAGCACCAAAACAUCAUGUUUUACAACAAAUUGACAGAAAAAAGAGUUAAAUACACGGUAACAUUAUGUAGUAAUUACUAUAUUUAUGAAUUUAGUACCAAAACAUCAUAAUGUAUUGAAACAGUUGUGGAUACGGGCAGGAGGCAGACUGCGUUGGAUAAUACAAAACGUUGGAUGAGCGAAGGUUGGAUAAGUGAGAUUCAACUGUAUUUAAAAGCAGAUAUUUAAGUCCAAUAGGAGAUAAAGGUUUCUUUCUUACUUCUGGUCCUAUUUAAGGUAUGAGGAUUAUUGUCAGCCAUAGAUCAGUUAAUGCUAAAGAGAAGCUCAUAUUCACUAACAUGGAAAUAGUAUGUUCAAUCCACUACUGCAUAGGACACGUCUUUUGUUGGAUUUGACUGCUUCACACUGCAGGCAAGAGAAAAAAACACAUUACAGUAUUUAAUUUCAUGCACAUAGCAUUACAAUGAUGUCAAGGGGGAGUAUCAUUGUCUCUGUGCAGGUUGAAUAUCCUUUUUCCAAAAGACUUGGAUCAGAAGUGUUUGGGAUUUUGGAUUUUUUCCAGAUUUUGGAAUAUUUGUAUUGGCAUAUGUGCAUAUAAAUAGAUAUCUAGACGAUGGGACCCAAGUCUUAAAAUGAAAUUAAUUUAUGUUUUAUAUGCACCUUAUGCACAUAACCCAAAAAUAAUAAUUAUACAAUAUCUUAAUAAUCUUGUCCAUGAAAGAAAGGACUUUACUGCACAAGGUCCUGGAAGCAUUAUAACCCAUCCUUGUUGAGAACUGGAGCAUAUCAGGUUAGCCAUCACACGUUCUUUGACGAACGCUCUUUUAAGUUAGUGCUCCAUCUCAGCUGUAACUUGCCCCAACCUGUGCUUUGCCCCUCACUGUCCAUGCCCUUUUUUUGUACCAGAAGAAUUGUAUAACUCCAGAAUUUGAGUCACACUUGCAAGAAUUCAACCCUCCAAGACUUAGUCUCUGAGCAAGUUUCAGUUGUACUGUUAAUUACUUCCACAUUUCCCAAGUGUACACAAGCACUCUUCUGCCUAAUGCAUAUUUUUUAAAAAGUCAAUUUUGCAAUUCUCAGCCCUUUCCUAUUUAGUGUAUUUUGUAAACUGGAGUAAUAGCCUAAAAAUGGAAUCUAACAAGAAUUUACAAACUGGUGAAGUGAGUGUGCCAUGAUGUCGUGCAGUCGGGACCGUUUCCAUUUAUAGUUGGGGAGCUUCUAAUGCGUGGCUCGGUCCUCACAAUAAACUCCAGAGUUUGUGUAGCAAAGGUGUUCCUAUUUCAGCCACCCAUGUGGAUAAUUUUAGAUUUUGGAAUAUUUUGGAUUUUGGAGUAAGGAAAACUCAACCUAUGUUUUAUAGUAGAAAACUGAAGAAUGAUCAACCUAGUUCUUCCAUUUCCUGGGCAUUUUGCCAUAUUGAACACACAACAAACAAUUCCUCAUCAAUUUGUUUCAAAAGCUGGUUUCUUUCUGGCACAAUGGAUUUGAGUACAGUGCAAUGGUGUUGCGUUUUUUUUUCACACAAAAUGACACUUGAUUCCUACACCUAUGGGUUACUGCCAUCCAGUGUAGUAGUAGAUAGCACAAACUUGUAUAAAAAAAAACAAUUCUAGAGGUAUGUGUGUACAAAAUGCCUGAGAAUGGUUGUAGCAACUGUUCAUAUAACUUCACAUGAAGGAUAUUGAUAUACAGUCUUAAAAUGCACAUUCCUUAGUAAAGUCAAUAAAAUCAAGUUUUAUGUUGCUUUAUUUAUCAAAAGAAGCAAAUCAUAACCUUCAGUCUAUUUGUUCCAUUGCUCAGGCAUAGAACGGUCUUAUUUUCCUUGACAGAGCCUUAUGUUUGUAGUUGUGUCAUCAUGGUACAUAAAUGCCCCAUAACAAAAAGCCUGAACACACUGGCUUAUAUUUAUUGAUGCACCUGCCUCUUUCCAUCUGGCUUGCUCGGUUGGGCUCAUGUUGUGCCUGCGCUCUAGCUAUGCUGUGCUGGCAAGAUAGUUGUGUUUGUCAAGGUUGAAUUAGCUUUAGAUGUGACCACUUAUAAUUUCUGUAGGGCAUUACCAUGUAUCUGAUACUCCAUACUUAUUUGUAUUUUCAAGAACUGUGUAGUGAUAGACCCUUCAUGCUUUUAAGCUGGUAGAGAUCUAAGGCCAAGAGAAUCACACUUUCCUGCUGACUGUGAAAAUAUAUGUCUGGGCAGAUCGAUGGUCUUAUGUGUCUUUAGUCCAGCAGGUUUACUAUUGCUAUGAGUUUUAAAGGCCUUUUUAAGUGUCUUUAUUGUAUUUUAAUUCUGUUUUUACCACACUUUUACUAUUUAAUUGCCUUUUAACUUUUGUAUUGCACUUUUUAAACUUGUCUAGUGUGGGAUUGUUAGCUGCCUUGAGUCCCCAUGGGGUAUAAAUAAAGAUGAUGGUGAUGAUGA